AUGGCGAGCUAUAAUGUCCGGAGCGACAGACUCCACAUUAUUCAGGAGCCAUUUCCGAAGAAUGGACUCAUUUUCGUCCUUGUCUUAGACCGGUGUGAUGGCGAGGAUUUUAUGUCGUUGUUGUUGUCCUCAGCGUUCCCUUGCCUAAAUGUCCACAUAAAAUUAGUGCUGCCACGGUCCGGUCCAGAACCGGACCGGAAAACGGUUCUCGGUUCUAGGUCUUCCCGAACGGUCCCAUUCUGGUUCGGCCUUGCCGAACCAUUCCGAACCAUUAUCGACUUCGACUUCGACUGCGACUGCGACAAAGUCGGUCUCCACAUCAAACUGCUGUCUUCGGGAUUUGCACUCUUGGUUAAUCAGGCUACCUUCAGCCUUUUCAAGGCACCUUUGAUUUGCGUCCCACCAAUCAUCCAGACUAAACCAUCACUCAGCUCCAUCUUGCCGUCGUCCACCCACAAAUUACAGGUACCCUCAGCUCCUGUUGCCAAUAAACCCAGCCUAUUCCCUACCUCGUCUACUCCACAAAUAACCACCACCACCGCACCUACCACGUCAUCUACACCCUCCAUACCGGACUUUUUCGCUAAGCCAAUUGCACCGUCGACGCCUGCACCUGCAGCUCCUUCGUUUUCUUUUGGUCCCAUGCCCGCACCGCCGCUGUUCGCUGCACCUACUUCCACAUCCACUAAUCUCUUCUCUGCACCAGCAGCAUCAAGCACGGAAACCGGCAAACCAGCACCAUUCCCCUUCGCAAAACCAACCCAUACCACUCCGAGCAACGCUGCCCCAACUUCUGCCCCAUCCACACCUGCACCGCUGAAGUUUGACUUUGGCAAGAAGCCUGCGAGCACGAUCCCAAAGCCUACUGCUGCACCUUCCCCUACCACAACUGUUGCCGACGCCGCAAAACAGACUUGCCCUUUAUUUGCGUUUUCGGCGGCUGCUCCCCAAUCCAGUCCCCUGGGAGCGAGUUCGCACGGCUGA
Messenger RNA from Suillus bovinus, 984 nucleotides. RefSeq lists its product as uncharacterized. Bases 1 to 984 code for a protein of 327 amino acids. The transcript has 5 exons. The record is from RefSeq and is a predicted model, not a curated record. NCBI's taxonomy places the organism in Eukaryota, Fungi, Basidiomycota, Agaricomycetes, Boletales, Suillaceae.